This is a messenger RNA of Empidonax traillii (willow flycatcher), 7387 nucleotides long. It is a transcript of the gene RGS12, whose product is annotated as regulator of G protein signaling 12. The transcript is spliced from 17 exons. NCBI's taxonomy places the organism in Eukaryota, Metazoa, Chordata, Aves, Passeriformes, Tyrannidae. Bases 166 to 3726 code for a protein of 1186 amino acids. Gene Ontology annotation, biological process: signal transduction. The record is from RefSeq and is a predicted model, not a curated record. Gene Ontology annotation, molecular function: protein binding; GTPase activator activity.
GAGCCCGGCGCCGUCUCCCCGGUGACCGGCGGAGCCGCUGCCUCGGCGGAGCAGCCACUGCCCUGGGGGACGGAGGACUUCAUCAGGUGAAGGAGUGAUACUCUUGAAACAUGACAAAAAGCUGGACUAAAUAAAAGUUUUCCUAUUGCAGGAAUAAAAUCCAAAAUGUAUAGGCCGGGGGAAACGGUCAAACGUCGACUCAACAUGCAUGCUCCUCCACGGAUAAGGAGUGUGGAAGUUGCUAGAGGAAGAGCAGGUUAUGGGUUUACCCUUUCUGGACAAGCUCCUUGUGUUCUUAGUUGUGUGAUGAAAGGAAGCCCUGCAGAUUAUGUUGGACUUAAAGCAGGAGAUCAGAUAUAUGCAGUUAAUGAAAUUAAUGUGAAGAAAGCCUCUCAUGAAGAUGUAGUGAAGCUUAUAGGAAAAUGUUCUGGAGUCCUGCACAUGGUCAUUGCUGAAGGGAUUAGUCAUCUGGAUUCAUGUUCGAGUGAUGAAGAAGUUGGUUUUUAUGAUGGGAAGGGGUGGCUGAAACCCAAACCUGACUCUAAAGCUCUGGGUAUAAACAGAGCAGAGAAGGUUGUUGAAGAAAUGCAGUCUGGUGGCAUCUUCAACAUGAUCUUUGAGAAUCCUUCUCUUUGUGCUGGUAACUCAGAUAAUUCUGCACCAAAACAAAGAUCAUUUUCAGUUUCUGCUGCUAUGAAAUUCGAAACUGGCAAUGAAAGUGUAAGCAAUCCAAACUUAAUGUCAAAGGAAGAAAUAGCCAAAGUCCUGAACGAUGAUUCAGUUUUUAGACUUGGACUGGAGGGCGCAGAAGACUUUGGAUUAGACGCAAGCAUUUUAAAUGUUGCCAUGAUCGUAGGUUACCUGGGCUCAAUCGAACUUCCUUCAACAACCUCGAAUUUGGAAAACGAGAGUUUGCAGGCUAUCCGUGGAUGCAUGAGACGUCUGCGGGCGGAACAGAAAAUCCAUUCCCUGGUGAUGAUGAAGAUAAUGCAUGACUGUAUCCAGCUCUGCAGUGACAAAUCGGGUGUUGUGGCAGAAUAUCCUGCAGAGAAACUGGCAUUCAGCGCUGUUUGCCCAGAUGAUAGAAGAUUCUUUGGACUAGUUACAAUGCAGACAAACGAUGAUGCAAGCUUGGCGCAGGAAGAUGAAGGAGUUCUGAGGACAUCUUGCCAUGUUUUUAUGGUGGAUCCUGAAUUAUUUCAUCAUAAAAUUCACCAGGGUAUAGCAAGACGUUUCGGACUGGAAUGUACAGCGGAUCCAGAUACAAAUGGCUGUCUAGAGUUUCCAACAUCAUCUCUACCUGUUUUGCAGUUUAUUUCUGUCCUGUACAGGGAUAUGGGGGAACUGAUUGAGGGAAUGCGUGCAAGGGCUUUUCUUGAUGGUGAUGCAGAUGCUCAUCAAAAUAAUAGUACAAGCAGCAACAGUGAUAGUGGAAUUGGAAAUUUCAACCAAGAAGAAAAGAGUAAUAGGGUUCUGGUGGUUGAUUUAGGGACCAAUCCGAGUAAACACAUUCCUAACAGCCUCUGGGAAAAUCCAGUAGGAAGGGGACAAAAUCAACCUGCUUCCCAUUGGAAUGGCUUCUGUCACGAGCAAGAAGGAAGCAUUCCUUUAGAGGUAAUUCAGAAUGAUAAGUCCCAGAAUGUAAGCAAACACUUAAGUCCUUCUGCUCGUAUCGAGGUGCCAUUGGUUUCCUCCCGAAAUUCAGUACCCCCCUCAAAGAAAAAUGCUGCAGGCACAGGCAAUCAGAGGUGGUUGCCUGUGCAUGUGUUACAAGAGUGGCAGCAUGGAAAUGCCAGCGACCAGGAAUCGUACACGGAUUCUACGGACGGCUGGUCAAGUGUUAACUGUGGAACGCUCCCCCCACCAAUGAGUAAGAUUCCAGCUGACAGAUACAGAGUUGAGGGCAGCUUUGGUCAGCCUCAGCUAAAAUCUCACAAAAAUGAAUGGUCUAAGAAGAUGUUUUGCAUUCAGAACAAAUUUGGCCCUCCACACAGUAUUAGGAAAUCUAAAGAAGAUAAAAAGGCUGCAAAAUUUGGACAUUCAAUGGGAUUAAAUCAGGCUCCUCCCCCGCGUUCUUCUGCUCGAAGAUCAUUUGGAAGAUCCAAGCGAUUUAGUAUUACUCGCUCUCUGGAUGACCUUGAGUCAGCAACUGUUUCUGAUGGAGAGCUGAAUAGCACUGAAUUAAAAGACUGCAUCAGUGAGAACAGCCUCAGUAGCAAUGCCAGUCUUCCCAGUGUACAGAGCUGUCGACGACUUCGAGAAAGAAGAGUUGCAAGUUGGGCUGUUUCAUUUGAGCGUCUUCUCCAGGAUCCUGUUGGUGUUAAAUAUUUUUCGGAGUUUCUCCGGAAAGAAUUUAGUGAAGAAAAUAUUUUAUUUUGGCAGGCCUGUGAAUAUUUUAACCAUGUACCUGCACAUGAUAAAAAAGAGCUUUCUUACAGAGCUCGGGAGAUCUUCAGUAAAUUCUUGUGUAGCAAAGCUACAACCCCAGUUAAUAUCGAUAGCCAGGCACAGUUGGCAGAUGAUAUUCUCAAUUCUCCACAUCCUGAUAUGUUCAAGGAACAGCAGCUUCAGAUAUUUAACUUGAUGAAGUUUGAUAGCUAUACUCGCUUUCUCAAAUCCCCCCUUUACCAAGAGUGCAUCUUAGCAGAAGUAGAAGGACGUGCCCUUCCUGAUCCUCAGCGUGUUCCCAGCAGCCCCACUUCUAAACACAGCGUCAGUUCAGAGAAGUCCAAUAUCUCGACACCAAAAAAGCUGAGUGGUAAAUCAAAGUCAGGAAGAUCUUUAAAUGAAGAGUCGGGAGAGGAGGACACUGAAAAGAAGAAAAGGGGAACGUUCUUCUCAUGGUCGAGAAGUAAGAGUUUGGGAAAAUCACAGAAGAGAAGAGAAAAUGGUGAUUAUCCAAACGAUUCUUUUCAGUCCAAUGGAUUGUCAUACAGACGGGAAUCACAAGGCUCCAUGUCUUCAACUGCUAGUCUUGACUUGUCUGAAACCUCAAGAUUGCCUGCAUUUGUACCAGAUAAAGAGAAAUCCCCCAAAUACUGCUGUGUAAACCUUCCGGAUGGUUCAUCCAGCAAAAUGGCUGUUAAAUCUGGAUUCUCCAUCAAAGAGGUGCUAUCUGGGCUCUGUGAGAAGCAUGGCAUUAAUAUAGCUGCAGUGGACCUUUUUUUAGUUGGAGGUGAUAAGCCACUGGUUUUGCACCAAGACAGUAGUAUCCUGGAGUCUCGGGAUCUACGUUUAGAAAAACGCACUUUAUUUCGGCUGGAUCUUGUUCCAAUCAAUCGGUCAGUUGGUUUGAAGGCUAAACCCACCAAACCAGUAACAGAGGUCUUAAGGCCUGUGGUUGCAAAAUAUGGUUUAAAUCUUAAUGAACUUGUGGCAAGACUAAAUGGUGAGCAGGAACCACUUGAUCUUGGUGUCCCUAUAUCUAAUCUGGAUGGUCAGCGGGUUGUUCUAGAUGAAAAAGAACCAACAAAAGGGAGAGAGAGACAAAAAGCUCAAUUGGUAAAACAGACUGCAGUUGUAUCUAGUUCAAGAAGUCAAGCAUCUACUGGAGAGGGAAGAACUCUAGGAAAAUCUAAUUCUAUCAAAAUGAAAGGCGAAAAUGGAAAAAAUGCUAGGGAAGUCCGGCUGUCAAAGAGAGAAGACUCUAUUGCAAAGAUUGGAAAAAAAAAAUGUCAGAAAAUUAAUUUGGAUGAAGCAGAGGGACUGAGUAAAACAUUAACAUAAUUUGAAAACUUCAGAAUUCGAGACUUUCACAUUUUAUUUUGAAUUUUGUGAAAUUUGUCAGAGUUUGGAAAAUGCGUACCAAAUGUUGUAGACUGGUUUUUAAUGAAAAAAAACAAACAAACAACUGUCCUAUGAACUUUGAAAUUUCAGAAAGAAACAUUUUUGUGUGACACAUCUUAGAAAUGUUGCAUGUUUUAAUAUGCCUACCGCCAUUUUUGCAAAACUUUGGCAAUAAGAAGCAUUUGGAAGCUUCCGUCUUGUCUACCUUCAGAUUUUAUGGCAUUUGACAAAGCAUGUUGAGAAGUCAUUUUUACAGAUACAUUGCAAAGCCUGCCAAAUAUGAAUAGAGGAUUAGGAAUAAGGUCAUACAAGUGCAAGUGUAUGACUUCACAUUAUGCUAAGUUAAAAGUGAUGUUAACAUUCUCUUGCUUGGUUUUGUAAUGGCUUUUGCUUCAAACAAUAUUUAUAAGCUGGAUUGAAACUAUUGAUCUUAAUUAACCUGUUGGAGAUGGCCUUUUUAAGCAUCUUUUAAUAUUCAGUAGUUAAAGUGCUCUCUUCUUGAAAAAGUAGGACAUGCAGAGACCCUAUAUUAAGAAUUACAUAUUUUUAUAUGUAUAUGUUUUGUACCAAAGAGUUUUUUUAUUGUUGCGAUGCUUCUUUUUUGAGGAGUGGUAUAAAUCUUGGUUUAUAAUUGAUACGUUUCUUGUUGCCAAGUUUUGAAACUUUCUAGAACAGUGUUGAUUUACUAUGAGUAUUAUUUAUAUAUAGAAAGAUAUUAAACCAUUGGAUAUCAUUAAGGACAUGAUCAGAAAAUCACUUCUAAUUGCGUUAAAACCUCAAUAAAAAAGCUGCCCCAUCGCUUUUGGUAAUGGUUCCUUGAUGGUUAUUGACUACCUGUAAGCUACUGAUCCAUUUCAGCACCAAGCAAAAAUGGGGUUACCUAAAUCAUCAUCUGAUCAUACCCUGUGAUGAUAACAUCCUGGUUUAAAACUACACCACGAAUUUAAUUUAAGCUGUGAUAAAAUAUAAUUAAACUGAGAGAAAUUCAAUAUAAUAAGGAAGUUCGCAACAUUCUGAGUCUUUGAAUGUUCAAAUGGCAUGGCUAUUUUUGAGUUAAGAUGGGUAAAACCCAUCCAGAAUAUAAAAACGUGCACCCAUUGUCUGUAAGACCGGAGCCUUGUUUUGUAUAAAGAAUUAAAAAAAAUCCUGUGUGUGUGUACAGAUUUAUUAACUGCGUAAAAUAGAAGAUGUGUUCAAGGCUCAGUGAAUUGCAGCUGUUCUAAACUGCAAAACUCUUACAAUAGCAAUGCUGAUGGUCUUAAUUAUAGUGAUGCUAGUGAACAUUGCUGCAAUUGAAAAAGUUCCUAAUUAACAUGGGAUCUUAUUUCAAGGCAGCAUUGACAGAAUUGAAGAUCUUCAUGGAAAAUAAAUGUGCUGAAAAUGUACGUUUUAAUGGCAUUGCACUUUCUGACAAAAACUUGUCAAUUUUGGGUUUUUCCCCAAUAGAAUUUUUUGAACUCAUAUCCAAAGCACAAAGUAACAGAGCAGAUGACCAACGUGGACUGCUAAGGAAAGAAGACCUUGUUCUUCCUGACUUUCUUCGUUUACCACCCACUGGGCCAGAACCAUCCUCAUCUACUCCCGCAGGUCCUAAAGGCUUCAACAAGCGAGUUUCAAAAAAUGAUGGCAGUGAUGGAUGUACACCACCAAGUGCAAAACAGGAGUCCAUACAAAACUUUAAUGAAAAUUCAGCUAAGAAAAUGGGUUACUCAGAAAAUAAACAUAAAUCUGCCUUGGCAGCGCUCCACAGUCAGAAGACUUUUGUCGUUCCUUUUAGUCCUCCAUUGUCUCCCAUUCCGCAUGCACAGGAAAACAAUGCAGCAGUGUGGAAAAGGCAGUCAAGAGAAUUACAAGCCGAAGGCAUACAGAUGGUAGAUGAUGACAAUGUGGCAGACUUGACUCUUGUGGCUGAAGGAGAUAUUAGUAGCCCUAACAGCACUUUGCUACCACCGCCACCACCGACACCACCGUCAGACAUCAGUAAACUCACAGAAGCCAACUAUCCACCCCCAACUCCUUUUGCAGGUAAUCAGGAAAAAUCUGGAUAUCAGAGAUCCAAUUCAGGUAUUUCUAGAUUUUAAUAGUCUUUCCUUUUAUGUAAAACUACUUUUCCUUGGCACUGUUAAUCAGUAUUUGGCACCCAUUAAAAUAAGAAAGAAAAUUCUCUCUGCACCUUAUUUUUUUUUUACAAAAAAAAAAAAAAAAGGAAAAAAAGAUUUUAAUUGCCUUAGUCUGUGCUAACUGUAAUAUUUCUGGUUGCCUUUAACAAUGUACUUUUGUUUGGAUUUGGCAUGUGCCCAGAAAUGGACACAUGCAGACAAACGUUUGAAACAUAUCCAUGUGCUAUAAUUAUCUCAUUCACCCUCAGAGUACAAAACAGGGUGUCAGCAUUCUGAGCUCCAUAGCGCUGUUGUGUUCCAGAUUUUCUGAUCCAUUUCUCAUAAUGAGAUACAUGAUUAGGGUUUGGAAGUUUAAGUACUUUAGCAAAAACCCUAAUUAUGUGCUGAAAUUGCAGUACUGUUCAUGAUUAAAAUCUUAAAUGGAUAAACCUCAAUUUAAAAAAUAUUUCUCUAAUAAAUUAGAUAUUUGUGACUAAAAAUAAGAAUGCUAUUUUUUUUAACCCAUACUUUGCUACACAGAGAAAUAGAGUGCAUCUAUCACACUUCCUCCCAGAAUAUUCACAUGUCAAAUAGCUCUUUCUAUUAGAUAAUUUUAAAGGAAAUAUGUAACUUUUUCAGGAUAUAAGUUUCAUGUUCUAGCAGUAUCACAGAGCAAUAUUAGCCCAAGGCUGAAGUAUGGAAUUUCUUUAUAAACACGGACUCUAAUAAUAAUUGCUCUUAUCAGAAACAAGACUUUGAAGACGAUGGGUGUCAUGACAUUGACAUUUUACAGUCAUUGUACUGUACAUUUUAAUGUAAAAUAUAAGAAGAGGUAUCUAUGUGCUACAUUUAUUUUUGAUGUUUCACAAACAUAUGGUGCCAUAAUUUGUAUGAUCACAUUUCUUUGUGAUGUGGGAAUAUACAUUUUAAUUAUUUAUCUUUUUACACAGAGUAUUUGAUACUGUUCUUUAUCUGUAUGGUUAACGAUUUGUAAAUACUUCUUUGGUUGUUGGAUGCUUAUAAAUGGCAAUGCAAAUUAUUUCAUCCUCUUGGUAUUUUAAAAACAAAUUCCUUUAUUAGUAGUAUUUGAGAAAUGUUCUAUAAGUGCUACCACUUAAUUUCUGAAACUGAGUAUUGGACGGACUUGUAACCAGUGCCUAUGGAUAACAGAACCACGAAAUGUACUUUGGACAUAUUGAUGUAUAUAUGCAUAGAUUUGUGUUGGUGUCUUUCUGAUAAUAUGACAAGUGUACAACAUAGGUAUCAAUUUGCAUAUUUUUCAGUGAGAACUGUUAAAAAAAAACCAUUUGCACUUAAAAAAAAACUUCAUGAAUUUACAAUAUUUUAAUGCAUGCCCUACAUUUCUGUGUAACCACUGAGCUGUAGCUUUCCCUUUUCCCACUUUCUACUUUUUACUUUGUAGAAAUCUUUGUGUAGUUUUCACAUGUAUUUUGUAUCUUUGUUCUCUCAGGAGUAAUAAAUUCUAGGCCUAGUUACACAAA